Messenger RNA from Chrysochloris asiatica (Cape golden mole), 1410 nucleotides. It is a transcript of the gene KCTD8, whose product is annotated as potassium channel tetramerization domain containing 8. NCBI's taxonomy places the organism in Eukaryota, Metazoa, Chordata, Mammalia, Afrosoricida, Chrysochloridae. The record is from RefSeq and is a predicted model, not a curated record. The transcript is spliced from 2 exons. The coding region runs from base 1 to 1410 and encodes 469 amino acids. Gene Ontology annotation, biological process: protein homooligomerization; regulation of G protein-coupled receptor signaling pathway. Gene Ontology annotation, molecular function: protein binding.
AUGGCACUGAAGGAUGCGGGCAGUGGCGGCAGCACCAUUCUACCAAUUAGCGAAAUGGUCUCCUCGUCCAGCUCUCUAGGCGCGCCGCUAGCCGUCACCCCGGGGCCCGGCGCUCCCUCGCCCUUCCCGGAGGUGGUGGAGUUGAACGUGGGCGGCCAGGUCUAUGUGACCAAGCAUUCCACGCUGCUCAGCAUCCCGGACAGCACUCUGGCCAGCAUGUUCUCACCCUCCAGUCCUCGGGGCGGUGCCCGGCGCCGGGGCGAGUUGCCCAGGGACAGCCGGGCGCGCUUCUUCAUCGACCGGGAUGGCUUCCUCUUCAGAUAUGUGCUGGAUUAUCUGCGGGACAAACAGCUUGCACUCCCGGAGCACUUCCCUGAGAAGGAGCGACUCCUGCGCGAGGCCGAGUACUUCCAGCUCAGCGACCUGGUCAAGCUGCUGUCACCCAAGGUCACUAAGCAGAACUCGCUCAAUGACGAGGGCUGCCAGAGCGACCUGGAGGACAAUGUCUCCCAGGGCAGUAGCGAUGCGCUUCUGCUGCGUGGGGCCGCAGCCGCCGCCCCCUCGGGUCCGGGUGCGCCCGGCGGUGGCGCUCUGGACAAGCGCUCCGGCUUCCUCACGUUGGGCUACCGCGGCUCUUAUACCACGGUGCGCGAUAACCAGGCAGACGCCAAGUUCCGGCGCGUGGCGCGCAUCAUGGUGUGUGGGCGCAUUGCUUUGGCCAAGGAGGUCUUCGGGGACACGCUCAAUGAGAGCCGCGAUCCAGACCGGCCGCCUGAGAAGUACACGUCCCGCUUCUACCUCAAGUUCACCUACUUGGAACAGGCGUUUGACCGCCUCUCCGAGGCCGGCUUCCACAUGGUGGCGUGUAACUCCUCUGGCACUGCCGCUUUUGUCAACCAGUACCGUGACGACAAGAUAUGGAGCAGCUACACCGAGUACAUCUUUUUCCGACCACCUCAGAAAAUAGUGUCUCCAAAACAAGAACAUGAAGAUAGAAAGCAGGAAAAAGUUACAGAUAAAGGAAGUGAAAGUGGGACUUCCUGUAAUGAGCUCUCUACUUCCAGUUGUGACAGCCAUUCAGAAGUGAGCACUCCACAGGACAACCCAUCCAAUGCCCAGCAGGUGACAGCUCACCAACCCAAUACCUUAACAUUGGAUCGUCCCUCCAAAAAAGCACCUGUGCAAUGGAUGCCACCGCCAGACAAACGCAGAAACAGUGAACUCUUUCAGACACUCAUCAGCAAAUCUCGGGAAACAAAUCUUUCUAAGAAGAAAGUCGGUGAGAAGCUAAGUGUGGAAGAAGAAAUGAAAAAGUGUAUUCAGGAUUUUAAAAAAAUCCAUAUUCCAGAUUAUUUUCCAGAGCGCAAACGUCAGUGGCAGUCUGAACUGUUACAAAAGUAUGGGUUAUAG